This is a messenger RNA of Trichogramma pretiosum, 2251 nucleotides long. It is a transcript of the gene Acat1, whose product is annotated as acetyl-CoA acetyltransferase, mitochondrial. The coding region runs from base 853 to 2085 and encodes 410 amino acids. Lineage: Eukaryota; Metazoa; Arthropoda; Insecta; Hymenoptera; Trichogrammatidae. The transcript is spliced from 8 exons. Gene Ontology annotation, biological process: fatty acid beta-oxidation. Gene Ontology annotation, molecular function: acetyl-CoA C-acetyltransferase activity. The record is from RefSeq and is a predicted model, not a curated record.
AUAAUCCUUUUAGUCAUGUUAUACUUUGCUUUUAUACAAUAAAAAAUUGCACAAUGAAUGUCCCGAGAAAUUUAUUUAUAUCUCUUUGCGAAGUUUCGUGUUUCGUGGCUUAAUAUUUUAAGGAUUUACAACCUUAUACAUUUUUCAAACUUCAUUUUUUAAGACACCGAACCGACAAAAAAAGUAAGGCACUUUUGAAUUGAAACGGGCAAGUAGUAAUAUGAGCUUGUUGAUUCUAUCAACAGAUGGAGUAUUGUAAAUCUGCAAGUGGCAAAAUAAUUCCCGAUUAGUAUAAAUAAUGUACAUCAAGCCUGAUCCAAACGCGAUUCUGUUUCCAUUAUGUCCAAAUUCACGUGCUCGAUAUUUCAAAUUUACUUUCAUCGUGCCUAAUGCUAAAGUUAUAAGUUUUAAUAAUCCAAUUCUAAAUCAUAAAAUCGUUGAUGAUUUCAAAAAUCGUCACCCACGCUCUCACGAGCCAAGAAAAACUAUCUCAAGAGCAAGAUGAUCUCAUCUGCACACGUCAAAAUUAUCUCGUACCGCGUGCCUCCCGCGCGUGUUGUUUUUAUUUCGAUGCUAUCCACUCGCGGUGUGUCGCGAAGUAAAAGGUCAUCGACGCAUAAAGCUUAUACCACAAAUACUUAUAAUUUUAUUCGAUAAGGCUUGUGGGGAGUCGAGUGAUGCGAAUUUUCGACGUUGGUUGCGCGAUCGCACAUAUGUGACGCGUCUUCUGUGAAAGCACUCGAGUCUGCAUGUUUAUCUGAAAAACAAGAACUCCUUAUCAGCCCGGCUAGUGUAUUUUUUAUGUAACUUACAUCGAUUCUGUGAUCGACGAACGAGUGCAACGCAACGAAAAUGAAUAAUUUUAAUAGGGUUGUUUCUCUGCAAAAGAGAUUUUACAGCUCCAAAUUCAAGCUGAAUGAUGUUGUCAUCGUCAGUGCAGCAAGAACCCCUAUGGGGUCAUUUUUAGGAUCUCUAUCUUCAAUUUCAGCAACUAAACUUGGUGCAGUAGCUAUACAAGCUGCUAUCGAAAGAGCUGGAAUCGCUAAAGAACAAGUUAAAGAAGUGUAUAUGGGUAAUGUUUGUCAAGGAAGUUUGGGACAAGCGCCAGCUCGACAGGCCACAUUGUUUGCUGGGUUGCCCAAAUCAACUAUUUGCACAACAGUAAACAAAGUCUGUGCAAGUGGAAUGAAAAGUGUAAUGCUGGGUGCUCAAGCUUUACAGUGCGGUCAUCAAGAUGUUGUUCUUGCUGGUGGAAUGGAAUCUAUGUCUAAUGUACCAUUUUAUUUGAAACGAGGACAAACAACAUAUGGUGGUAUGAAAUUGGAGGAUGGAAUUGUUUUUGAUGGUUUGACAGAUGUUUAUAAUAAAUGUCACAUGGGUAACUGUGCUGAAAAUACAGCCAAGAAAUUGGGAAUUUCCAGACAACAACAAGAUGAAUAUGCCAUUAGUAGUUAUAAAAGAAGUGCAGCAGCAUAUGAAAACAAUGUUUUCAAAGAUGAGCUAGUACCUGUCAAUGUCCCACAGAAAAAAGGCAAACCAGAUCUAAUUUUUACAGCUGAUGAAGAAUAUAAAAAGGUCAACUUUGAAAAGUUUGAUAAACUUGCCACUGUUUUUCAGAAAGAAUAUGGAACUGUAACAGCUGGUAAUGCUUCAACUCUUAAUGAUGGAGCAGCAGCUUUAAUUUUAACUACUGCAGAAAAUGCACAAAAAAUGAAUCUCACACCGUUGGCAAGGAUAGUUGGAUUCCAAGAUGCAGCAACUGACCCUAUUGAUUUUCCUAUUGCUCCUGCUUUAGCGAUUCCUACUCUUUUAGAAAAGUCAGGUGUCAAUAAAAAUGAUAUUGCUAUGUGGGAGGUGAAUGAAGCUUUCAGUGUUGUUGCUGUUGCCAAUCAAAAAUUAUUGGACAUAGAUCCUGCCAAAGUAAACAUGCAUGGUGGAGCUGUAUCACUAGGUCAUCCUAUUGGAAUGUCUGGAGCUAGAAUUGUUGUCCACUUGGUACAUGCUUUGAAAAAGGGAGAAAAAGGAGUCGCUUCUAUCUGUAAUGGUGGUGGUGGUGCAUCAUCAAUUUUGAUUGAAAAAUUGUAAGUUUUUUUUUUUUUUUUUUGUCUAAUAUUAUGUGAUAUCAUAGGCAAAGCCAAGGGCUUUAAUUGGUCUUCAAGAAGUGAUAAAAUCCUGUAUUUAUAUUUGAUACUCUAUUUUUUAUCUGUGCUGUUUUUGAUAAUAUAGAAUAUUUUUAUAAAUGAAUGUUGUA